Molecule: messenger RNA, 693 nt
Organism: Brenthis ino (lesser marbled fritillary)
Lineage: Eukaryota; Metazoa; Arthropoda; Insecta; Lepidoptera; Nymphalidae
Source: the annotation of a GenBank genome assembly
AUGUCUGAUUCAGAAGAUGAAGGUAAGAUUCAAGAUUUUAAAGAAAUAUCUGAAGAAAUAGAAAAAUGUAAAAAAAAUCCAGAAACAUCUGGAAUGUUCGUAUCUGGUUGGGAUGACGCCGAUCAAGAUGUUAAUAUCGUUAAAGAUCCUAAAGCUAAUCCAGUUGAUCAUGUCUUGUGGGCUGCUGAAAAUGGAGAACUUCGAAUUCUUAAAGAACUAUUAAGUAAACAACCAGGACUUGUCCAUGCAAGGGAUUCUGAUGGCUAUACUCCUCUACACAGAGCUGCUUAUAGUAAUCACAUUAAUGUGAUAUCAUAUCUACUUAGUGUGAAGGCUAAUGUUGGUGCAAAAACUGAAAUGGGAUGGACACCACUGCACUCUGCAUGUAACUGGAAUAAUUAUGCUUCUGCUGCAAGAUUACUAGCAGCAGGUGCAGAUCCUUGUGCUUUGUCAGAUGGAGAUCAAUCACCUUUGCAUUUGGCGUCAGCAAUCAGUCACUGUAAAUCAACUUUACUCAUUUUGCUUCUCCGGGAAGAUGUUGUGGAAAUAUCUAGAAAACCAAAUAAAUCUGAAGAAACACCGGAGCAAUUAGCUCGUAGCCAUGGAAUUUAUUCAUAUUUAUUUGAUAUGGUCCUUCCUGCAGCUUCACAUAUUCGUUCCUUGUCAUUCACUUGCAAUCCAUAUGUGAGAACU